Molecule: messenger RNA, 1947 nt
Organism: Durusdinium trenchii
Lineage: Eukaryota; Dinophyceae; Suessiales; Symbiodiniaceae
Source: the annotation of a GenBank genome assembly
AUGGCUUUCCUUCGACUCACCAUGCUCUUGUUGUGCCACCGCACGCUGGCAAGGACAAACCGGCCAAGUGUACAAGAGAACAUCAAGAACCAGUGGGGCUACGUGGUUUGGGGAGAUCAUAUCGACCAUGAUGACUACUUGAGAGGCAUGAUUGCAGUUGCAAACGACUUUGUGUGCGUGGGAGCGUGUGGUUUCACUUUUGAUUACUUCAAGGAGCUGAUUCAGAAGCAGAUCAAUGCUUUCACAUCGUCAGAACAAUGGUACCAGGUAGGCAAACACUUUGUGAUGCAACUGGCCAACAACCCUGGGACAAUCAGAGACAUUGUUGCUGGCAAUGCCCUCAUUAAAGCAAAAGUUGACAUCGCCACCUACAACCAUUGGACAGAUGAGUGCAGGUUCUGCAAACCUUGCACUUGGUGCACACCGCGCUUCCACUGCAACGACUGUGGGAGCUACCGGGUUCCCAGGCCCAAUACCCACCAGCCAUAUUUUGCCUUCACAGUCCGAGCUCGAAGCAGGGAGUACACGUUCUCCCUCACCAAUGAUUGCCACAAGAGAGUUUCUGUGGCCUUGCGGUAUCUCCCAACUGGUGGCUCUUGGACCACCUUGUGCUGGUACAGCAUCGGACCAGGUGCUUCCAUCACUCCCAGCACCAAUGACCAGACCCUGAGAACCACGAACUCCAUUUGGUAUUACUAUGCCGAGACCUACGAUCGCGACGCACUCUGGCAAGGCACGGACAACACUCGCACUUGCCGCGGCCGGUCCUUGGGCAUGCGCAAGGUGAGCUCAGUGUCCGGAUCCAAGCUGAUGCUCCGCUUGACAUGCAAUCACCGGAGGCUGCUGAACGAGAACCAGACAGAGAUCGUGCCUGAGGCUGAGAUCCCUGAUCAGCAACUCUGCCUGUUGGCGGAGGAUGGUUUGGAAGGCACCCUUGAGAAUGACACGGAUGUCAAGAAUGUCUUGGCUUUCCCGAGCCAUGAUGAGGAGGAAGGAGUUGGGGGGCCACUUUGUACCGAGACGCAUGGUUUGGCCUUUUCUGAAGAUGGCAUUGCAUUUGAGGGGCUAUCCAAGAGCAGAAGCCUGCCUGGCAACUAUACCGAGGAGCUUGACGGUGAAGUGAAAUUUUCGUCGCCUUCUUGUGACGAGACGUGUGCGGCCAUCGAAGAGUCUUACCAAGAACUCAAGAAGAAACUCGAGAAGAUCCAUGGAAGACCUGAUGUGCUGACGGGCAAUGGACAAGCGACGGAGCAAGAGUACUCUGAGAAGAAGAGGGCGGCUUCGAAGCCAUUGAGCCUCGAGGAGCGGGCAGCGAAGAGAGCUCGCCAGGAGUCGGGCGAGAACCCGGCGAUCACGCCCAAGACGGAGCUCAACAGCCUUUGCAUGCGGAUCAUCGGCCGCUUUCUGAAGAAGGGCGAGACGGUCUAUAUUUGCAACCGGAUAAACAUGCAGUACCAAGCGACUGUGCAAAUCUCCUGUUUGCCCGAUGAGUGGGGUCAACGAGCUUGGGCCGGACACUUGUGCCCGACCAAGCAAAAGGCGGAGCAGAGCGCCGCGGAGAUCGCCCUCAAGGACAUCCAAGAUGAUCCACACCUCCAAGAGAUGGCGCGGCAACCGAAAGGCAAAGGAAAGGGAAAAGGCGGCUUUUGGAACGUGCAGGCGAUGUGGGAGAUGAUGAGCCAGUGGUGGGGCUGGAGCCCACAGCGAGAGCGGAUUGUGGAGGAGGACAUCCUCGGUGAGAUCGUGGAGUGGAAAGGACACUACGGUUGGAUGAAAACCGAUCAUCCCAUCGAACACGAGGCGAAAGACAUGCGCGGGGGCAAGAUCUAUCUGAACAAGAAAGACCUCGAGGGGGCUCCCGAGACGGUGGCGGAAGGGCAACAGGUGCGAUUCAAGCUCUACGUGGAUGGCAAUGGCCUGGGUGCUGAGGAAGCUGCACUGAUCUAG